Notothenia coriiceps (black rockcod) is the source of this 2749-nucleotide messenger RNA. It is a transcript of the gene nyap1, whose product is annotated as neuronal tyrosine phosphorylated phosphoinositide-3-kinase adaptor 1. Gene Ontology annotation, biological process: neuron projection morphogenesis; phosphatidylinositol 3-kinase/protein kinase B signal transduction. The record is from RefSeq and is a predicted model, not a curated record. Lineage: Eukaryota; Metazoa; Chordata; Actinopteri; Perciformes; Nototheniidae. The transcript is spliced from 2 exons. The annotation marks the transcript as partial.
CAGGCACACAGACUAAUGUUUGUUUCUUUGCAGAAGUGGGGCGGCUGGGCCGCUCCUCCUCUUCUGCCGGAGUGAGACAGGUGGGUGGAGGAGACGUCCAGAGACAGAGCAGCCUACCAGCUCGAGAAGCCCUGAAUCAGCUCCACGGUCUGGCCCAGCCUCAAGUGCCCUGCAGUCCGGGCGUGUCUCGGCAGCAGCAGCAGCUCCAGCUCCACCAGCAGCAGCUGCAGUUGAAGCAGAAGCUCCAGCAGCUCCAGCAGCAGCACCACCUUCAGCUGCAGUUCCAGCAGCUCGCCCAGCUGGCUCAGGGACACCCUCCUGUGGGCGGGGGCUCCUCCACCUCCGCCUCGCAGAGCCAGAGAGACGGCAAGCUGCUGGAAGUCAUUGAGCGUAAACGCUGCCUGUGCAAAGAGAUCAAGGCCCACAGGCGCCCUGACAAAAGCCUGUGCAAGCAGGACAGCAUGCCCAUCCUCCCUAGCUGGAGACGGACACCUGAGCCCCGUAAGACUGGCACGCCGCCCUGCCAGAGGCCGCAGGCCGUAGUUUGGGACACGGCAAUCUGAGGGGGAUAGACAGGGCUGCUAGUACAGCUCUGAAGAGACUCAACACACACAUGAGGUGAAGAUGAGGAGCAGUUAAUAAGAACGGAGAGUCAAAUGGGUUUAGGAUCAAGAUAAUUCUUGCUUUUAUUGUGAGAUAAACUGAACGUAGAUUACUGGAAACUAUGAACUCAUUUGGGGGGGGGGGAAGGCUGAUCAAAGAGGGGAGGAAAUGAAGUAUUACAAUCAGACUAAAUUCAUCUCUUACCCGGUGAUUUGUACUUGCUCUGUGUCCUUGAUGUGUUCUAAUUGCCAAUGCUUUGUUGCCACAAAACGCCAGUGUUUUUGCCACAAAAUGAAGACGCCAAUUCAAUAAUGGUUGGGAUGUUUUCUUAGAUUGGUGUUGCCAAAUUUCCUGCUGACUACUUGAGACAUAAAUGAAUAAUAUAUUUUAUCCAACACACAGUUGUCCAAACUUGCAUAGAAACUGCUCUGUGGGCGAGAAAAGGCAAGACUCAUUGACAAGUGGUUGAAGUGUUUCUUGAAGUCGUGAAUGCAUUUGAGAUGUAUUGGUAUCAAUAGAUUGUCAUUGUGGAUGCAAAUAAUCAUCACGAGGAGUAAAAGCUACCUACUGUAUCUGUUUGCAUAUUUGUAAUGUAAAUCUAUUUACUUUCUCAACGUUUCUGCAAUUUUAUAGCAAUAUGCUCCAGAUGCCGGAGCAACAUAAUUAAAAACUUGUCAACUAGCCUAACAUACAUAUCUAAAGACUUGAAAAGUCAUAUUUACUGUGUCAUUCUCUGCAUGUCACGAUAGACAUAUAGUAUUGUAAAAGACUAUGUGUAGAGAUGAUCAUGUCAGACCUUUACAUACAGCGGAUCUUCACUAUGAUAACAUGUGGUUGUAUAAAAAGAUUAAUAUAUAUCGCCCGGGGUCGUUAGAGAGGGCGGUGCGACAGAUGGCACAUACUGUGCAGUCCAGCCAAAUAUAGAUACAGAUCAAUGAUACAAAAAAACGUCAUCACUCAUGCUUAUCCACAGUUGCACAUUAGUGAUUGUUCCACCACACAGCACUGACACCCAUUUACACUGACUGUACGAUACGGUGCAACUGAUAAGACUGUGACUAUUGAUCAACAGAAUGCUGGAACAAUCUGCACAAAACAUGGUAUACGCUUAGGAGAAAUUAAACCCUAAUGUAAUGUAAAUAGAUAUGUACAACUGUAUUGAAAAUGUAGCAAUUAUUUCCAUUUUCAUACUUGUAAUCAAUACAUAUUAUGUAGCAUAUACUGUAUAAACAUAACUUUGUUCACUUGUUUUUUUCUAAAAGAAUUAAGUACUUUAUCUGCUGCAGCCAGUCCAUGCAUUACCUAUAGUUCUACUACUAAUAAACAGUAAGCCCUCUAAAGAAAGGCACAGUCCAACAGUUGUUUAUUUAAAUGUAUGCAAGACUCCCUUUAAGAUGUGUUUUAUUUACACCCGUUUUUUCUACAUCCACUUUCAUUUGUGUACAGAUUUCAACGGCUCGAUGUCUUGACAUUUUGAAUACUUUGCUGCUAUCUUGAACUACUGGUGUUCAUUCAACAGAAACAUUAUUUAUAUCGUGCUUAUUGUUACAUAUUUGUUUUUAUUUCUGAAAGCCACGUGAACUGAAGUUUGUACCUUGAAGAGUGAGCCCUUCUGUAAUAGUAUUAAGGCACUUGAAUGUCUCUUGGUUGUCGUCGUUUUUAUGAUAGUUAGCACCAAGCUGUACAGUUACAGUGCACCCCGUGAAAAGAAGACCUAUCUAAAUGUUUGAGAGUCACUGCUUGGCCUUUUUGUUUUAUUUCCCACCUGCUCGUGUUUGAGGGUCCAGGUUUUUCAAGCUUUUACUGAGUCCAUUUUUCAAACAAACACAAGUGAGGUUGAAGGAAAUGGGCAAGUGCAAUGCAUGCAGAGAUUCCUUACACUGAAAAUGUCCCAAUGACACUGACUAUAUGUGCCCAAUUUAAUUCCAGAUACCAAGUAAAUCACCUUCUCACAGACUGACAUGGAACCCUAGGUAUCAUUUCCAAAAAUAGUUUACAGAAACUGUUGGUUUUGUGUGUCUUCUAAAACAGUGGCCAUUAUACGAGUGCCAUACUAUAUAUGGUAAGAUACGGUGUACCUUGGAAAUCACUGUAGUGCUAUAUUUGCAUUGAUAUUGUCAUUAAAAAUAAAUUUUAUAUAAUGAAC